This is a messenger RNA of Paramisgurnus dabryanus, 695 nucleotides long. RefSeq names its product small nuclear ribonucleoprotein D3 polypeptide, like (gene snrpd3l). Gene Ontology annotation, molecular function: RNA binding. Gene Ontology annotation, cellular component: spliceosomal complex. Gene Ontology annotation, biological process: spliceosomal snRNP assembly; RNA processing. NCBI's taxonomy places the organism in Eukaryota, Metazoa, Chordata, Actinopteri, Cypriniformes, Cobitidae. The record is from RefSeq and is a predicted model, not a curated record.
GUUGCAGGAAGGGGUGGAACUUCCGUAUUCAGCUGCAUUGUGGGAGCGGGAAAACGUCGCAAAUACUCACGUUGUUCAGCACUGGUUCUUCUCACAGACGCCAAGGUUUUCUUUCCACGCGGUUGUAUCAAAGAGAUUAACAAUGUCCAUUGGUGUCCCUAUCAAAGUUCUGCAUGAAGCAGAGGGUCAUAUUGUGACCUGUGAAACAAACACGGGUGAAGUGUACAGGGGAAAACUAAUUGAAGCAGAAGAUAACAUGAACUGCCAGAUGUCAAACAUUACAGUGACCUAUCGAGAUGGCAGAGUGUCCCAGCUGGAGCAGGUGUACAUUCGUGGCAGCAAAAUACGCUUUCUGAUUUUGCCUGACAUGCUGAAAAAUGCCCCCAUGUUGAAGAGCAUGAAAAACAAAAAUCAAAAUGCAGGAGCUGGAAGAGGCAAAGCUGCUAUUCUCAAAGCUCAAGUCGCAGCACGGGGUCGUGGACGAGGAGGACCGGGAGGAAGAGGAAAUAUUUUCCAGAAGAGACGAUAAUGUGAAUCCGGUUUUAUUGUGUACAGUUUAUUUUUUUCUUUAUGCUUAUGCUUUUUUGAAUAAUUGUGUGUGGGUGUGUGGCUUAUCACAUACUUUUUUCAUUUUUUUUCUAAGGAGGUAUUGGUUCACAAUUCUUAUGUAAUAAACUGGCUUGUUUACAUAUCAA